AAGUGCCCUGAGCAUGCGUGCCGGGCGCCAUCUUCGCCGGCGUUUCUGCCCCUGCUGCCGAGGAACACGUUAGCAGUUGGCGUGGGUUGACGGGGCUCCGCCUGGGAACCGUCCUUGCGGGGAGCCGGACGCGGGCUGUCACUGUCACUGCGCCAGGCCCGGCCCGGUCAGGCCAGUCCUUGAAUCGCACGUGGCACGAUACAAGGCCAUUUUUUUGCCACAAAAUAAGCUCACAAAUACAGAAUGGCAGAUAAACUCACCAGAAUUGCUAUUGUCAGCCAUGAUAAAUGCAAGCCCAAGAAAUGUCGUCAGGAGUGCAAGAAGAGUUGUCCAGUUGUUCGAAUGGGAAAACUUUGUAUUGAAGUUACUGCCCAGAGUAAGAUAGCAUGGAUUUCAGAAACUCUGUGCAUUGGUUGUGGUAUUUGCAUUAAGAAAUGUCCUUUUGGAGCUUUAUCAAUUGUUAAUCUGCCAAGCAACUUAGCUAAAGAGACAACACAUAGAUACUGUGCGAACUCCUUCAAGCUUCACAGGUUGCCCAUUCCUCGUCCUGGUGAAGUUUUAGGCUUGGUGGGAACUAAUGGUAUUGGAAAAUCUACAGCUCUGAAGAUUCUAGCAGGAAAGCAGAAGCCUAACCUGGGGAAAUAUGAUGAUCCUCCUGACUGGCAGGAAAUUUUGACUUAUUUCCGAGGAUCUGAACUACAGAACUAUUUUACGAAGAUCCUAGAGGAUGAUCUAAAGGCUAUCAUCAAGCCCCAGUAUGUGGACCAGAUCCCAAAGGCAGUAAAGGGCACUGUGGGUUCCAUUUUGGACAGAAAAGAUGAGACCAAAACGCAGGAGAUAAUUUGUGAACAUCUGGAUCUGACUCACUUGAAAGAAAGGAAUGUUGAAGAUCUCUCUGGAGGAGAGCUGCAAAGAUUUGCAUGUGCAGUGGUAUGCAUUCAGAAAGCAGACAUUUUCAUGUUUGACGAGCCCUCCAGUUACCUAGACGUUAAACAGCGUUUGAAAGCUGCCAUUACUAUUCGUUCCCUUAUAAAUCCAGAUAGAUAUAUCAUCGUUGUGGAACAUGAUUUGAGUGUACUAGACUACCUUUCUGACUUCAUUUGCUGUUUAUAUGGUGUGCCGAGUGCAUACGGCGUUGUUACUAUGCCUUUCAGUGUUCGAGAAGGUAUUAACAUAUUCUUGGAUGGGUAUGUGCCAACUGAAAACCUGAGAUUCCGUGAUGCUUCACUGAUUUUCAAAGUGGCUGAAACAGCAAAUGAGGAAGAGGUGAAGAAAAUGUGCCGAUACCAUUAUCCAAGAAUGAGAAAAAAGAUGGGUGAAUUUGAAUUGGAAAUUGGCACUGGCGAGUUCACAGACUCUGAAAUCAUGGUAAUGCUGGGAGAAAAUGGUACAGGGAAGACGACGUUCAUCCGAAUGUUGGCUGGAAGAUUGAAGCCUGACGAAGGGGGUGCAGUGCCCGUUCUAAAUGUCAGCUACAAGCCACAGAAGAUCAGCCCUAAGUCUCAAGGAACUGUUCGUCAACUGCUUCAUGAAAAGAUCAGAGAUGCCUACACUCAUCCACAGUUUGUCACUGAUGUAAUGAAACCACUGCAAAUUGAAAGCAUCAUUGAUCAAGAGGUUCAGAAUCUGUCUGGAGGUGAAUUGCAACGUGUGGCACUGGCUCUUUGCUUGGGUAAGCCAGCUGACGUCUACCUGAUUGAUGAGCCAUCAGCAUACCUGGAUUCUGAACAGCGUCUCAUGGCUGGAAGAGUAAUAAAACGCUUCAUUCUCCAUGCCAAGAAGACUGCCUUUGUUGUGGAACAUGACUUUAUAAUGGCCACCUAUUUGGCUGACCGUGUGAUAGUGUUUGAUGGAGUACCAUCUAAAAGUACAACAGCUAAUCCCCCACAGACUCUGCUUGCUGGAAUGAAUAAGUUCUUGUCACAGCUGGAAAUCACAUUCCGAAGAGACCCAAACAAUUAUAGACCAAGGAUUAAUAAAAUGAACUCUAUCAAGGAUGUGGAGCAGAAGAAGAGUGGAAAUUAUUUUUUCUUGGAUGACUGAACUUUCACUUUUGAGAACCAACAUGUGGUGAAUCCAUUUGUCCUAUUCAAUACAAGAAACGUUUGGAAUGAAAACUGACGGUCUGCAUCUUUUUACUGUUCAAUCAACAUCUACAGAGCAGUUCUUUCUAAUUUUUAAAUUGUUCAUUUUCCCCCUUGAAAUAUUUGUAGCUAAUUGAUAAUAUAAUUGUGAUUUUAUUACAUCUACAUAUAUUUAUUCAUGGCUAUGAUGUGAAACACCAGUUUGAGGUGUACAAGGGGGAAAGAAGAGUCCAGAAGAAACAGUAAAACAACCAUGUGCUAUAAAAGGUGACCAGAGGGGUUGUCGUGUAUUUGAAACAUCAAUUCUGCUUUUAUUUUUACAUCAGCUUCUUUUGGCAAUAAUUGAAUUUUGAGGAAUAAAUUUAUUUCAAAGUAUCCUAUUAACGAUAUUAAAUCCUACAAAUACGAAG
Messenger RNA from Pristis pectinata (smalltooth sawfish), 2494 nucleotides. RefSeq names its product ATP-binding cassette, sub-family E (OABP), member 1 (gene abce1). The record is from RefSeq and is a predicted model, not a curated record. Bases 244 to 2043 code for a protein of 599 amino acids. Gene Ontology annotation, biological process: translational termination; translational initiation; ribosomal subunit export from nucleus. NCBI's taxonomy places the organism in Eukaryota, Metazoa, Chordata, Chondrichthyes, Rhinopristiformes, Pristidae. The transcript has 18 exons. Gene Ontology annotation, molecular function: iron ion binding; ATP binding; ribosomal small subunit binding.